AUGGCCAAUUUCCUCCUCCAGAUGUACGGCACCCGCGGCGGCGUGGAAGAUGCCAAGAGAGUCUUCGACGGGACGGCCAAGAAGAACGUCUUCUCCUGGGCACUGAUGCUCUCGGCAUAUGCCCAGAACGGGCAUCUGGAGGAGGCCCGGGGUAUAUACUUGGCCAUGCCCGAGCACAACCUGGUGACGUGGACGGUCAUGAUCAACGCACUUGCCCAGCACGGGCAUGUGGACGAGGCCAAGCGCGUGUUCGAUUCCAUGUGGGAGAGGGAUAGAGUCUCAUGGACGGCGAUGCUUACAGCGUUUGUGGACAAUGGACGGCUGGGAGACGCCAGGAAUCUCUUCACUAAGAUGCCCGAACUGAGCAUCUUUUCCGAGACCGCGAUGCUCACGGCCCUGGCCCGGGAGGGUCUCAUUGACGAGGCCAAGAAUCUCUUCGAUUCCAUGCUCGAGAGGGACAUGAUCUCCUGGACGGCGAUGCUUGUCGCCUAUGCCGACAACAAGAUGAUUGAGGAGGCCGAACUUGUUUUCCGGACGAUGCCCGAGAGGGAUCUUGUCUCGUGGAAUGCGAUGCUUGCCGGGUAUGCGCAGAACGGGCAAUUCGACGAGGCCAAGCGGCUCUUUGCCCGGAUGCGCGAGAAAAACAUGAUCUCGCUCACAGCGAUGGCGUCGGCAUAUGCUCAAAACGGGGAUUUGGAGAGCACCAAGAAGAUCUUUGAUCGAAUGCCAGAGAGGAGCUUGGUUUCGUGGAACACAAUGCUGAGUGCCUAUGCCCAGACUGGGCACAUAGAAGAGGCUAAAGCCCUCUUUUACGCGAUGCGAGAGAGCAACCUGGUAUCGUGGAACACGAUGCUUUCGGCAUAUACCACUUUCGGGAAUAUCCCUGAGGCAAGGAGCUUGUUUGCUCGGAUGAAAGAGUGGGACUUUAUUUCGUGGACUGUGAUGCUAGUGGCAUAUUCCCAGCAAGGGCUGGUUGAGGAAUCUAAACAGGUUUUCGAUGAGAUGCAAGAGAGGGAUCUUGCGUCGUGGAACGCAAUGCUCUCGGCAUAUGCCAUAAACGGGCAUAUUGAGACAGCGAGGAAUCUCUUUGGUGCGAUGGAGGAACGUGACCAAAUCUCGUGGAACAUAAUGCUUUGCGCGCACUCGCGCAGUGGGAACCUGGAAAACGCGAAGAAUCUCUUCGAUCUUAUGCGCGAGCACGACCUUGUGUCGUGGAACGCGAUGCUUUCUGCAUAUUCCCAGAAUGGGCAUCUGGAAUACGCCAAGAGCAUAUUCGACCGGAUGCAGGAGCGCGACAGGGUGUCAUGGAACGCGAUGCUCGCGGCAUAUGCCCAGAACGGGCAUCUAGAAGAUUCUAAGAAGUUUUUCGAUGCCAUGGAGGAGAGAGACGCAGUGGCGUGGGGCGCAAUGCUCGCGUCAUAUGCUCUAAACGAGAAUCUCGACAAGGCGAAGAGUUUCUUCGAUAGCAUGGAGGAACGAAGCAAUGUGUCGUGGACGGUGAUCCUUUCGGCAUAUGCCCAGAAAGGGCGCGUGGAAGAUGCGGCGAAUCUCUUCAAAUCCAUGGACGAGCGCGACCGCGUGUCUUGGACGGCGAUGCUUGCGGCAUUCGCCCAAAAGGCUAGCUUCGAGAUCGCAAUGGAGUUCUUUGGCGCGAUGAAUUUGGCGGCGGAAUCACCUGACGAGGCGACGAUCGUGUGCGCGAUCGCGGCUUGCAGCCACAGUGGCAAGUUCAAGGAUGGGCUCGCGUGCUUCCGAUCGAUGCAAAUGGAUCACGCGGUGAAACCCACCAAGCAAUUGUAUAGCUGCGCGGUGGAUCUUCUCGCGCGAUCGGGCCAUCUAGAGGAAUCGGAGGAGCUCAUCCAUACCAUGCCAUUCGUGCCGGAUUCGCUGGAUUGGACGGCGCUGCUAGCCGGGUGUAAGAGCCACAAGGAUUCCAAGAGAGGAGCUCGAGCGUCGCAGAGAAUGGUGGAUAUGGACGCCAAGAAUGUGGCGGGCUACGUGCUUCUCUCCAACAUGUACAGAGAUCCGACGGCCAGAAAGCUUUCCCUCCCGACGGAUGGAAUCGUGCCAAGUAGAGCCCUAAAACCCCUGGGCUAG
Messenger RNA from Selaginella moellendorffii, 2097 nucleotides. RefSeq names its product pentatricopeptide repeat-containing protein At4g02750-like. The record is from RefSeq and is a predicted model, not a curated record. The coding region runs from base 1 to 2097 and encodes 698 amino acids. Gene Ontology annotation, molecular function: RNA binding; protein binding. Gene Ontology annotation, biological process: RNA modification. The transcript has a single exon. Lineage: Eukaryota; Viridiplantae; Streptophyta; Lycopodiopsida; Selaginellales; Selaginellaceae.